Struthio camelus australis is the source of this 1023-nucleotide messenger RNA. The record is from RefSeq and is a predicted model, not a curated record. NCBI's taxonomy places the organism in Eukaryota, Metazoa, Chordata, Aves, Struthioniformes, Struthionidae.
AUGCAAACAUAUACUGGGAAACCAGUCCCUGUCCUACAGGUUUUUAUUCGAAGGAAGCUGGUGAGAAGCAGAGCGGGGCACCUGCCGCAGGACCACCAGCAGGACCAGAGCCCCCAGCUCCCCAACCGUGCCUGCAGCAGAUGCUCCUACGCAGCAUCAGAGACUGUGCAACUUGCAGGUCACUUGCUGUUGAUAGUUCUCUCGCAGCCCAUCGCCUUGUCCUCGAGCUGCUGCCAGGCAGUGCUGGAACGCAGCAAAGCUAGUCCAGCCCCCGGGAGGGUAGGAGAAGCUCCAGGAGAAGCUCCAGGAGAAGCUCCAGGAGAAGCUCCAGGAGAAGCUCCAGGAGAAGCUCCAGGAGAAGCUCCAGGAGAAGCUCCAGGAGAAGCUCCAGGAGAAGCUCCAGGAGAAGCUCCAGGAGAAGCUCCAGGAGAAGCUCCAGGAGAAGCUCCAGGAGAAGCUCCAGGAGAAGCUCCAGGAGAAGCUCCAGGAGAAGCUCCAGGAGAAGCUCCAGGAGAAGCUCCAGGAGAAGCUCCAGGAGAAGCUCCAGGAGAAGCUCCAGGAGAAGCUCCAGGAGAAGCUCCAGGAGAAGCUCCAGGAGAAGCUCCAGGAGAAGCUCCAGGAGAAGCUCCAGGAGAAGCUCCAGGAGAAGCUCCAGGAGAAGCUCCAGGAGAAGCUCCAGGAGAAGCUCCAGGAGAAGCUCCAGGAGAAGCUCCAGGAGAAGCUCCAGGAGAAGCUCCAGGAGAAGCUCCAGGAGAAGCUCCAGGAGAAGCUCCAGGAGAAGCUCCAGGAGAAGCUCCAGGAGAAGCUCCAGGAGAAGCUCUCCUACUGCAGCUCACCACGAACGGCAAGACCGUUCCUCCAGACAAAGCUGAGGAGGACGAACGGGUGCUGAAGUAUUCGACCUCUUCUGGUGGCGGCAUACCUUUUCUUUCCCCGUGCAAACACUUUUCUGAAGACUGCCUCUUAGGUGCACGCACCCACUGGCUACAUACCUGCUUUUAUGAGAGUGGAAAGCGUUCUUAG